GUAAUUCCAAAAAAUUAAAUCUUAAAAACCGGAAAAUUGACAAAAUAAUAUCCUACUAAAAUUUCGUAAAAACAGACUUUUGUCUGCCCAUACCCACUUUUCUACACAAAAUUUACAAAAGUCCUCUGAAAACCCUAAAAAUAUUUUCAAACAGCCAAUGAAAAUCGGUAAAUAAUCUCGCAAACUCGCUGGAAAUACCCAAAAAUCGGUUUAAAAAUACUCUGAAAUCGGUUCAAAAAUAAAACACUGGAGGCAUUCAAUAAAUAUACACCGCAAGCAUUUAUGGGCCACAAAUCACAGCAUAAAUUCCCGAGUAGAAUCAACAAGCAAUAUUUUCAAAUAUAAAAUGGUCGAAAAAAUGCUUAUCCGAAAUAGAGAUUGAGGAGGAUAUUUUUCGAGGCAGCCAGUCCACCAAAUUAAUUUAACGCAGAAAGUGCACAUUUAGAGAGCAAAGAAAAAAUAUAAAUUUAUGGCUCCGCGUCGCAACAGCAACAUCAGCAGCAGCGGCAACAGCAGCACCCAGCAGCAGCAGCAGCAGCACCAGCAACAGUUGCAGCAGCAACACCAGACGCAGCAGCAGCAACUGCUGCAGUUCUACGCGGAGAACGCGAAUUCUUCAGGCGUUCUGAUGGCGCCCAUGCAGGGAUCCGGGGGCGUUGGGGGCGUGGUGCGCUGCUGCCUGCCCAGCGGAGACUGCCGCAAACUGGACUCCCUGAUACCGCUGAACGAACUGGCCCUGGCCGACUGCAUCCGGGUGCUCUGCAACAACGAGAACUGCAGUGCAGGGCAGUACAUGCACCGCGAGUGCUUCGAGCUGUGGGAGGCGGGCGUGCUGCAGACCCUCAAGGCCAACGGCAGGGCCCGCUCCUGGUCGGAGAGGCAGCGGCUCCAGCACCUGUGGACCAAGAAGGGCUACGAGCUGGUCCACAAGGCCUGCAGCUGCAAGUGCGGCCGCGGACAGCUGCGCAAGGAUCUCGAGUGGGUGGCCCCCACCAACCAGGGUGUUCUGUACCUCAAUGGAUCUGGCAAUCGGGGAUCCAAUGGCCUGAAUGGCAACCUCAGCGAGGACGACGACAAGAAGAAGGCCAAGAAGAAGCGGAAUCGCAAUGGCAAUGGCAACUCCAAAGCGCCCUUGAGCCAGAAUAAUGGCAAUAGUUACGGCGGACUGACGCCCAAUCCGAAUGUGGGCGUCAUAGGGUCGGGUUUGCCCCACAACAGUGGCAACACCACCGGCAACAAUGGCAAUGCCGGCAACAACGGCUCUUCGGAUCUGCUGCAGCCCAGUGUGGUGGCCACUCUGAGCAACAUCCUGAAUCCCAACAAUGUCCUCGGCCUGGACUUGAGGGCCAGGGCUGGCAGUCUGUCCUCCAGUGGAGCUGGCAGCGGUUCCACCUCGCCAUCGGCCUCCCAAUCCAGUGGCGAGAUCCCCGUGUCGCCUGUGCAGCAAUUGAAGCAAACGCUGUUGAUGCAACCCGUGGGUUUUCUGCAGAACGGCCUGGGUUUGUCCAAGAACCUCCUAAUUGCUCCCCAGCAGCAGCAGCAGCAACAGAAUAAUCUGCCUGCUUUGGCCAAUAUCAGCAACUUUAAGCCCUUGGCCAGCUAUGAACAGCAGCAACUUGUGCAGCAGCAGAAGAACAAGGAGGUCGAACUCUAUUCCGAGCGAGUGCGCUCCACAUCUGGCUGCAAUGGGAUCUUUUCGCGUCGCCUGGACUUCUCGUCGUUCAACUUGCUGCCAAAGACUCGUUUGAAUUCUUAUCAAGUCAAGAUCGAGGACGAGGGCAACCAUGGCAACGAUGAGACGCGCCUCUUCAUCCUCUCCUCGCUGGCAUCCCAGAUGAGCCGGGUGGCCUGCAUUUUGUGCGAGGAGCCGCUGCUCGUUUUCGAUCGCUAUCCCCUGGUCGAUGGCUCCUUCUUCCUGAGUCCCAAGCAGCAUUCCAGCGGCUGCAUCGAGGUUAAAUACGAGGGACGCACUCUCUACUUGACCUGUGUUUGCAUGAGCUGCCUGGACGGAACCUCCAGCAGCCGCGUCAUCAACUGCAGAUUCUGCAAGGAGCCGUGGGAUGGCUCGAGCCUGGUUCUGGGCACCAUGUACGCCUACGACAUCUUUGCGGCCAUGCCCUGCUGCUCCGAGAGGUUCAAGUGCAAUAACUGCUUCAAGAUGCUGAUGCAUCCGCAGCAGCGUCUGAGCUUCUACAGUGACUACUCGCACGGGGUGACCUGCCCAUAUUGCAACACGCAGGACACGCACUUCGUGAAGCCGCUGAGCUUCUGCUACGCCAAGAGCCCGGCGGCGCGGCUGCCGACGCUCGCAUAACAUGAGGCCCCGUUGGAGUCGCCCGUGGGAACAGGUGCCACCGCCACCCAGGUGCCAAAUGCCCAGGGCGCUCCAACGGCCUCCGGCUGCAGCAGCAACAACACCAUCAUCUCAUCGAACUCGAACAAGCAGCCGCCAGCGAGCAGCCCGCUCUACAAUGCCGCCAUCGAUUAUUCGGCACCGCUGCAGCAGCAGAUUAAUCCGGACUUGAUUGGAGCCCAUCCGCAUGCCCAGCAGCAUCAGCAGCAGGUGCGACAGCAGCAGCAGCAACCCCAAACAACAGCAGCAACACAGCAGCAACAACAGCAGCAACAGCAGCAGCCGACUCAACAGCAACAUCAGCCUGCGGUUAGCUCAUUUCAAAGGGCCAACUUCCCUCAGCAGUCUCAUAAAACCAUGAACAUGAUGGCCAUGGCGGAUGUGAUGAGCAAGUACCAGCAACAGCAGCAGCAACAGCAACAACAGCAGCAACAGCGCCAGCAGCAACACAACCAGCCGCCACAGCAGCAACAUGCAACACAGAAAGGACUCGAGGGCCUUCUAUUGACCAACAGCAACACAAACACAAACAACAGCAUAAGCAGCAGCAGCAGUAUUAGUAACUUAAUCAUUAGCCAUAAUUCAGCCAGCAAUCCAGGCAGCAAGAUGCAGCCCACUUGGGGCCAGAGCGAUGCCAUCUCGGCCCUGUGGGGCUGCUCCAGCAGCAGCAGCGGCUGCUCCUCGGGCAGUGGAUCGCAGCCCUCGUUGAGUCCGACGGCCAGCAGUCAUGGCAACGAUGGCUCCAAGAUGAUGCUGUGGGCGGCGGCCCAGAGUUCCCCGCAAAAUGCAGCGUCAGCAGCAGCAACACUCAGGGAUGGAUUCAAGGAGUUGCAACAGCAGCAGCAGCAGCAGCACAAUCAGACGGUGCACCCCGCACACGCAGCCUCGCCCACAGCCUCGUUGACCAGCUCCAGUUCCUCCUCGAACGGCUGGAGUGCCUCGCACUAUGGCAAGCCCAAUAUCUGGGAGCUGCCCGGGAUCAGGAUCUCGGCUGGCCAGAGGACACCGGCCAGCAGCCACGACAUCUUCACCGAUCUCCUGUGCAACCUGAGCAUCAGUCAGGAUAAUAACAGCAGCCAGCAGGCCAAAAGUCGAGCCUCCGCCUCGGAUGUCAGCUCGAACUCCUCCUCCUCCGCCGGGGAACUCCUGGAGGCGGCCAAUAUCUGGAGGUUUCCCGAGUACGCCAGUCAGCUGUACAAUGAGGAGCCCACUGGAGGCGCCGCUGCCUGCAUGCAGCUCUUCAACGACUAUCUCAACAUGAACUAAAAGCAAAGCCUGCAGCAUUUGUUACUCUAGCUAAAUUUAUCAAACAAAAAAAAAAGAAUAUCGAAAAAGAGUAAGCAGGAGAAGGUGGAGAAGCGAAAAUUUUAGUUUUUAAAAUCAUUUGAUUUUUAUACAAUCACACACACAUCUUAAAACCGAGAGAAAACAAUGCAAACUAAAAACAAUUUUCUUGUUAUUUUUGUUGAGUUUUUUUAGUUCUUUGUUUACACACCUACCUAAACAAAAAAAAGAAGAAGCAAUUUUUAGUUUUAUUUUAUAAAGCAAAUUUUAUACAUUUUACCAAAAAAAAACAAAGCGAAAUGUAAAACAAAAAAAAAAGGAAAACGAGGAAAGAGGGACAAAAAAAGAAACACAUUUACAUCACGAUUGAGGGACAAGUUUUAUUUAGCAAAAAUUGAAGGCAGGGCAUAAAUUGUUUAAACAAAUCAUGAUAAUUGCUGUGCUGCUCAAUAACACAAAAAGGAUGAAAAGCAAAAAAGGAGAAGGAGUAGAGUAGGAGAGUUAAAAAAGAAGGGGAGAACAUGAAACAUUUGCUACAAUUUAUGAAACGUAAAAUUACAAAACCUAAAUUUAACAAAACAACAUAAACGAUAAGUUGCACAUCUUUACCUAAGCGAUUGGUAAUUAUUCUAGUUUUAGUAAGCGAAACGAGAACCUCUAGAGCCGAUUAAGUUUCUCCCUCCAGUUCAGAACAGUUCAGUUAGGUCCUCAGAGUAAUUCAACCCC
Molecule: messenger RNA, 4363 nt
Organism: Drosophila suzukii
Lineage: Eukaryota; Metazoa; Arthropoda; Insecta; Diptera; Drosophilidae
Gene: heca
Product: hdc homolog, cell cycle regulator
Source: RefSeq, a predicted model, not a curated record